This is a messenger RNA of Eurytemora carolleeae, 2437 nucleotides long. RefSeq names its product calcium/calmodulin-dependent 3',5'-cyclic nucleotide phosphodiesterase 1A. Gene Ontology annotation, molecular function: 3',5'-cyclic-nucleotide phosphodiesterase activity. The record is from RefSeq and is a predicted model, not a curated record. The coding region runs from base 204 to 2342 and encodes 712 amino acids. The transcript has 20 exons. NCBI's taxonomy places the organism in Eukaryota, Metazoa, Arthropoda, Copepoda, Calanoida, Temoridae. Gene Ontology annotation, biological process: signal transduction.
AGAUUCAGGAAUAUGAAAGAGGAAGGUUGUUGCGUGCACAUUCGCUCUCAUUCUCUGCAUUCAAGGCAUUCUAGGAUUUAGAAACACAAUUCAGAAAAGUGAAAUUUUGUUCUCCUCUCAUGUGCGUGCAUAGUGAUGUAAUAAAAGGCCCACAAGGUUGUUAGUGUGUACUGAGCUAUCCCUGUUAGUUAGUGCAUGAAUAGAUGAAAUGUAACAAUUUACAGAAUAUAUUUACCAAGUGUACCAAAAAGAUGGAUGAGACCGAGAGUAACGCGUCCAACCCUAACCCAGCUCCGUCAACAAAUCUAUCCACCCAGGAGGAAAGAACAAAACCAUGCAAGGUUGUGGAUGGCAAAGGAAACCAGUUCCUAAAACCAAAAUUUCAAAACUUAACCAAAAUAUCUUUAGGCGAAGAUACUUAUACAAUAGUCGGAGUUGCCGGGACGGAUAAACAGGAUCAGGAUGGAAUCAACUUAUCAGAGGAAAACUCCGUUGGAGCAUUCAGGGUUAUCCGUAGAUCAGGAAGAUGGAAGAAAAACUCCAUCAGUCCAAAUCCAUCCUCACAACCCUCAGAUAGUCAGAACCAAGAGGAUUUUAGUUCAGUCUACUCUAACCCUGCAGAAGGAGAAGGAGGAGUAGGAGGGGAAGGUGGAGUAGGAGGGGGUGGAAGGGGAGAAGGGAAUAGAUUGGAUGGACUCCCAACCCCAGACUCACCGCUGGCCUGUCGAGAAGCUAAUCUUAGGCUAAAGGCUCUGUUGGCGGGUUUGAGUUCGGACAUAACACACUCUGAUCUUCUCUACCAGCUUCAAUACAUAGGAGAAGUUCUGGCAGUUGUAGCAGCAAAAGCAGAUGAACAUCUGAGACAAGCUGAUAACACAAGAGAGGAUAUAGAGGAUGAUUUGUCUGAGCUGACCAGCGAGGCUGUACCGGAUGAGGUCAGAAAAUGGUUGGCCUCGACUUUCGCGAAGCAGGAGCAGGUGAUGAGGCGGACUGAAGAACGACCAAGUUUCAAAUCUGUUGCCAACGCUAUUCGCACAGGAAUUUUUAUUGAAAGAAUUUACCGCAGGAUUUCAACCUCACAACUAAUGCUCAUACCACCAGAUGUUCAAAUAUUUCUUGAUAAAGUUGAUGACUGGAACUUUGACAUUUUCUCCUUUGCUCGAGCUACUAAAGGCAGUCCUCUUAAAUUCUUAGGUUACCAUCUGCUACAGAAGCAUGGGUGUUUACAUAAAUACAAGAUUCCUCCGUCAACCCUGGAGACUCUUCUCUCCCACCUUGAGAUAGGGUACACCAAGAACUCUAAUCCUUACCAUAACAACCUCCACGCUAGUGAUGUACUGCAGACAACACAUUGGUUUAUCUCCCAAACCGGUUUAAAGAACUGGCUCUCAGAUCUAGAAAUAUUUGCUCUUCUGUUCUCCGCCAUUGUUCAUGAUUACGAUCAUUCAGGAACUACCAAUAAUUUCCAUAUUCAGUCAGGUUCAAGUCUGGCAAUAUUAUACAAUGAUAGAGCUGUAUUAGAGAACCAUCAUGUGGCAGAAUUUUUCAGGACGAUGUAUGAGAACGAUUGCAACAUAUUGAACAACAUGUCCAGGACGGAGUUUAGGGAGUUUAGAUCUCUUAUGAUAGAGAUGGUUCUACACACAGAUAUGUCAAUGCACUUCACACAGUUAAAGUCGAUGAAAACCUUACUUCAGUCUACAACAGACGGAAACAGUGUGGAUAAAACCAAAGUGCUCAGUCUUCUCCUUCAUUCUUGCGAUGUGUCACAUCCAGCAAAACGGUGGGAUUUACAUCACCAAUGGACUGCAAGAUGUAUGGAAGAGUUCUUUCGACAAGGAGAUAUGGAACGUAGCAGAGGAUUAGACUUCUCACCACUUUGCGACAGGCAGAAUACAAUGGUUCCACAGUCCCAGAUUGGUUUCAUAGACUUUAUCGUGGUUCCAACUCUUGGUAUAGCAGGGGAUGCCAUGUCUCUGGUUCUUUGCUCGCGACAAGAGAACAAGGAAAUACAGAAACCUUGGAAUGAAAUCUUGUUGGUUAAUAAAUCAAAAUGGCAGGCAAAGGCCGAGGAUGGGGAGACGGGUAUAGAGACCUCUGAUGCUGGAAAGGAUUUGAAACCUCCAAGGGUUUGCUCCGCUAGGUUUGAAAGACGAGAAAAUGAUGAACUUGAAAACUCUCCUGCAAACCAUUUCUCGAAAUCUGAGGAGAUUAUAAAUGAGCACCAAGUGAUAAUUGACACAAGCUCCCGCACAAAACACAAAGAAGUAUUGAAGAAUAUUCCUAGCACUGUAAUCUCCCCACCUGCAUCCCCUGCUUCUUGGAAUAUGGAUUCCAGAUAAGGAAAGAAAAUUAUCUUUACGUAGCAGAUAUUUUGUCCAUGGAUAAUGUAUUUUAAAAGAGGAUUAUUGAUGAAUAAACCAUCUAAAAUCGUGAA